AUGAGGACCCUCAGUGUUGACCAGAUCCUCUAUGGAAGCCAGAUGACAGCUUCUAAAGAGAGCCACAUGAUUACCUUUAGUGGUACACAAAACUUCACCGAGGGCCAUACAAUGACUUUCAGCGGUAAUCAGACCCUGAAUUGGAACCAGAUGACAACCCUGUGUGAAGAACAGAUGAAGACCCUCAGUGAUGACCAGACCCUCUAUGGAAACCAGAUGACCUUCACUGGGGGCCAGAACCACUAUGGAGGCCAGAUGGAGACCUACAGUGGUGACCAGGCCUUCUAUGGAGGCCAUAUGACCUUCAGCGGGGACCAGACCCUCUAUGGGGGCCAGAUGAAACCACUUAAUGAUGACCAGACCCUAUAUGGAGGACAGAUGGCCUACAGUGGAAACCAGAUCUUCUAUGGGGGCCAGGUGAACACCUUUGGUGGUGACCAGACCCUCUGUGGAGGUCAGAUGAUGACCCUUAAGGGAGAUCAUAUGGCAACCUUCACAGACCACACUGUCUAUGGAGACCAUAUGAUACCACAUCAAUCAUCAUCAUUGCCAAGCCCAGGAUUCCUAUACUUUUCCAGUUCUCAUUUGAUCCAUGGACAAUCUCUAGAAAAGCAGAAGUGCAACAUUAAGACCCAGAGAUGUCAAGUCCAGAAGAAUCCUAAUAUUUUGAAGACCUACACUUGUACAUACCAAGACUGUGGGAAAUCAUAUACUAAGCCUUCCCACCUCCGAAUCCAUGAGCGCAAACAUACUGGGGAGAAGCCCUAUGAAUGCAAUGUGAAGGGAUGCACAUGGAAGUUCCCGCGUUCAGAUGAGCUCAGCAGACACAAGAGAAAGCAUAGUGGGGAGCGACCCUACCUAUGCACUAAAUGCAAUAGGAAUUUCGCACGAUCUGAUCACUUAAAGCAGCAUCAAAGAAUCCACAGAUAA
This is a messenger RNA of Hyaena hyaena (striped hyena), 930 nucleotides long. Its product is annotated as Kruppel-like factor 18. The record is from RefSeq and is a predicted model, not a curated record. Gene Ontology annotation, biological process: regulation of transcription by RNA polymerase II. The transcript has 2 exons. Bases 1 to 930 code for a protein of 309 amino acids. Gene Ontology annotation, molecular function: RNA polymerase II cis-regulatory region sequence-specific DNA binding; DNA-binding transcription factor activity, RNA polymerase II-specific. NCBI's taxonomy places the organism in Eukaryota, Metazoa, Chordata, Mammalia, Carnivora, Hyaenidae.